CGGGGCGUAGCCACCACCGCCAUUUCGCGCGCUGUGGAGGAGGCCGCGCUCGCUGUAAUGGCGGAGUUCGCGCUGGGCGGUGUGGUGACUCCUCAGGGCGGCGCGGGGAUGGCGAACUCGGGAGGAAUCAAGAGCGACGCCUUCGCUGACGCCGUUCAACGCGCCAGGAUGGUUGCGGCAAAGAUCGGCGUGGAGGCGAGCACGGGCCCGCCGGCCAACACCGCCGUGGGAGUGCUGCCUCCCCCCGCCGUCGAGACUGCCAAUAUGUUUCCCUUUGUGGCGCAGAAGCGGCCCAUGGUGGAGGACGCGGAUGGACCGGAGUGUAAAAAGUUUGCUGCGAAAAAUGACCCCAUCGGUGCCCAGCUUGCGGCAAUGGUUGCGCAACAAAGGUCACAAGUGACAGAAGAAUUUAAAGUGCCGGACAGAAUGGUGGGACUCAUCAUCGGCAGGGGAGGUGAAAACAUUUCCAAGCUACAGAAUGAGUCGGGCUGCAAGAUUCAGAUCUCACCUGACAGCGGAGGCAAACCGGAGCGUCCCUGCUCCCUCACUGGAACGCCAGAAGCCAUCAGGGAUGCCAAGCGCCUCAUUGAGCAGAUCAUUGAGCGCGCGCGGGAUGGCCCCGGCUCUCAGGGCGACCACAACAACAACGGUGGUGGUGGUGGCGGCGGCGGCGGCAGCAUUGGGGGCGGUAUUGGGGGCAGCGGUGGCAACGGCCCGCCGGCUUCGGCGGCACCGCCGGCACCCUCGUUCCAGGAGCUCAUGAUUCCCGCGGGCAAGGUUGGGCUGGUGAUCGGCAAAGGUGGCGAGACCAUCAAGCACCUGCAGGAGCGUGCGGGGGUGAGGAUGAUCAUGAUCCAGGAUGGACCCAUGCCCACAGGCGUCGACAAGCCACUUAGGAUAAUGGGGGAGCCUUACAAAGUUCAGCAAGCGAAGGACAUCGUGCUGGAGCUGCUGAGAGACAAGGAUGACUUUGCACCCGGGGACUUCACCAACCGAGGGGGAGACAAUGUGGAGGUCCCUGUGCCCAAGUUUGCCGUGGGUGUCGUUAUUGGCAAGAGCGGUGACAUGAUCAAGAAGAUUCAGAACGAGGCCGGAGUUCGCAUCCAGUUCAAGCCAGAUGACUCCUCGUCCCCUGAUAAGAUGGCUGCCAUUAUGGGCCCCCCCGAGUGCUGCCAGCAUGCGGCGCAGAUGAUCAACGACCUCAUCCAGAGCGUGCAGAACGGGCCACCGGGCGGCCCUGGAGGAAUGGGUCGUGGCCGGGGCAGGGGCGGCGGCGGCGGUGGCGGCGGUGGCUUUGGACGCAACGAGUGGAUGGGUCCCCCCGGGGGAAUGCACGACCAAUUCAACCUCACAGUGCCCACCAACAAAGUGGGGCUCAUCAUCGGCAGAGGUGGAGAGACAAUUAGGAAUAUCAACCAGACGUCGGGUGCCCGCGUGGAGCUCCAGAGGAACGAGCCUCCCAACGCUGACCCCAACUUCAAGAUGUUCAUCCUGCGCGGGUCCCCGCAGCAGAUCGACCAUGCGCGCCACAUGAUCGACAGCAUCAUCCACGGGGGCCCGCCUGGCCCGCCAGGUGCACCUGUAGGCCCAGCUCCCUACCCUCAUCCCGGCCCAUACCCCGGCCCACCUGGUCCCCCAGGCCCUCACGGGCCAUAUGGACCCCCACCCCAACAUGGUCCCCCUCCUCCACAGCCGUACCCCAACCCUCAAGGCUGGCCCGGCCAGUAUCAGCCUUGGCAGCAACCAGGCGCUCCUCCAGAUCCGAACAAAGCGGCGGCGGAUGCAAAUGCAGCGGCGUGGGCGGCAUACUACGCACAGUACUACCAGCAACAGCCCGGCCAGCAGCCCCCGCCAGCCCAGCCGGUGCCGGCCGUGCCUCCUGUUCCACAAGCUCCCCCUGUGCAGGCUGAUCCGAACCAAAACCCUGGCCAAGCUGCCCAGCCCGAUUACACCAAGGCAUGGGAGGAAUACUACAAAAAAGUCGGCCAGGCUGGCGCUGGCCAGACUGACUAUACGAAAGCCUGGGAAGAGUACUACAAAAAGCAGGGCCAGGCCGCCCAGGCGGCUCAGGCGGCCCAGGCGGCCCAGGCGGCCCAGGCGGCGCAGUCGGCGCCACCGGUGGCCGCUCCGCAGCCGGACUAUUCGGCGGCCUGGGCCGAGUACUACAGGCAGCAGGCAUCCUACUACGGGCAGGGACAGCUCCAGGGCCCGCCCGGCUCCGCGCCCGUCGCAGGCCCGCCCGGUGUCGCCGCCGCCGCCCCCUCGUCGCCGGCCAAUCAGCAGCCUCCGCCGCCCGGCCAGCAGGCACCACCGGGCCAGUAGAUUUUGGGGGCGUUGCUGUUGGCUGGUGUGCACGCCGUUGGGGGAUUGCAGUUUUAUACAAAAAAUAGAAAGUGUAAAAAAAACAAACACCACCACACCUACACGCUUCACCAUGCUGGGGGCCCCUCUCCUCCCUCUCAUCCCCUUCUCUGUAGAAAACAUCUGUUUGAAUAAAAACGCAGUCGGGGGCAGCCUUAUCACAACACCGUUGAUUUUCAAUUCCUAGCUUAUGCUUCGUUCUCCUGUUAUCGGCAUUAUGCUCGGUGAACCAGUUGAGCAGCGUUAGGUUAUUUUUUUUUUUGGUCAUGGGGAAGGGACAAUUUAGGGGGGCAAAUCGUGUGUAGUGUGAGAUAAUGCUGCUUGCCUGUUCUUAGCAAUAGGGUUAAGAGGCAGCCCCAUCCCUCACCUUAAGUUUGUCUCCCCCGUUUUGGUGGUCGCCUCUCCCCCCCCCCCGUGAACUCGCCGUGUGAUCCCCAAAACCCAAAUCUCUUUUGGCAGUCGGCAGUGUUUUUUUACUGCAGUGCGAGGCACCGUCAAACGCGGUGUAAAUUUGUGUGCAUAGGUUUUUCACGCUAACACUGUGUAGCUCCCCCUCCACGCCCAUCGACGCGUUGCCGGGUUGUGUUUACCCCGUUGCUGUUUGGAAACCCGUCGUCGUCCCCCCCGCCCUCCGUGCUUUUAUUCGGUUCUUGAUAGAAGCUUCUCCCCCGUCAAGUAGAGCAAAAGCGGACGGACGUCGUGCCAACGGCACCGCGCAUGGUUGUACAACUACCGACGGUGCAACGUCGUUUGAGACUAUGCAUCGUGUGACCUGUUAGUGCGCCCCAGGCCCCCCCCCCCCCCCCCCCCAACACAGUGACGGCAGCACUGGGUCGUCAGGCACGGAUUUUUGAACCUUGGUUAAGAGUUGCUUUUCUUCUUAUUAAACAUUCCAACUGAAAUCCCGUUUUUAGUAAUACGCAACGCGCGCAGUAUGCACACGCGCCCGCAUGGGACACGCUGCAUUGCUUAACGCCACUGCAUUUGCAGUCCAGAGGGGUCGAUCUCCGAUCUCCCGACUCGGCGAUUAGGCAGGUCUGCGUGUGGGUGGAGUAAAGUUGCGCGGGUUACUCCCCCACCUCUUCCCCAAGACGGUGUUGCCAGCGUUGAGGAGUAGACCCAAAUUACACCCGGUGGGGAAGGUGUCCUCUCUCUCUCUCUCUCCCCCUUUUUGCCAGCAAAGGUAGCAGCAGGAAAUUGCAGGGCCGCACGUUUUAGCUUUUUUUUAAUGCAAACUUUGUUGAGCAACAGAGUAGCCACACACGGGUGUGCCACACGUUGCGGUAAUUCCACACGGUAACAACACGGGGAGUUCUUUGGAGAUUUUUUUUUGUAUCUAGGGUGUUAUUUUCUUUCUGAUUUAUUUUCAUUUCUCUCCCCCCCCCCUCCACGUCCUCGUCCAUCCAGCACCACCACCUCAACCUUUGACAUUUUAUACGGUGGGACAACAGUUUCAGGAAUGGCGCCAUGGAAGUGGGGGGGGGGGUGUGGUGGCAGUCACACCGCGCACGCCAUUUCUUGACAGCGGCAGCACUGGUCACACAGACAGUGGCUGGGGAGGCUCCGUAGCAAAAAAAAAAACCAGAAUGUGACACGACUGUGUGUACGAUGCGUUUUAUGUCGUUGAAUAAAUAUGUUUGUCCCAAAACAAACCCCGGUUUUAACCCCCCCCCCCCCGAGUCGUCGGUGCUCCUUGGCGGUGCUGCGACUGUGUGAAGUUGCGGAGUGUUGCUUGACCCCCCCGCCCACCCCCUGCUCCGUGCAGCGUGUUUGCAUUCUAUUAAAGUGAGGUCUCUCCCGUUUUCGCCUUUCUCUGCAGCGUGUUUUAAGUCAUUUCCAGUGCGUGUCUCCUGCCGUGCGAUGUGCCCUUGUGCCCCCUUCCGAGGCCGUUUUAACGCAUCAAAGGUCUUUUUUUUUCCCAUGCCGCUGCCCACCGGUUGUAAAAUUGGCCUCAAAAGUUUUUACCUCGUGUAUGUUUGCGAGCUUUUUAAGAUUCCUACUAAGCUUUUGUUUGCCUUGUCUAGUCUAAACAUGGCUUGAGCAUCAUAUAUGCAGCGCGUCUGUGUGCGCGCGUGUGUGAGCACAAUUUAUUAGGGUGCUUAAAUUUAACUCGAUUGGCGAAACAUGCGUAAGUGUUGGUGAUCUCAGGCGUAGACAUUUUAUCACCAAAUCGGUCGUAAAACUGGAUUAACAGAUGUUCUCCUUUACAAGGACAAUGGGAUGCCUUGUACAGAGCCGCAAGAGCCUCCUCGUGCCGAACUGCUGCAGGACAAUAUUUGGAGCACUUUAUUUAUCUUUGUGCGCGUAAAUAUGUUGUGUGGCUCAUCUGUGAGCUAUGCGAAGCCACCCCACCCUACCCAGCGAAAGGAGCCUGUGUGUUAAACUAAAGGUUUCCGAUGGCGUUAAUUAACGAGAGAAAUACCCAUUGUGUCCACCAGCAUUGGGCUAUCCUCUUGGAUAUUAACUCGUGGUCCUACAAGUAGAAUAAUGUACAACAAUUGGCUUGUCUUUGUACAGCUUACGAUUGCUCUCGUCCAUGGGCUCGAGGAGAAAUGGGGUGGCAGCUUGAGUUGGCAAAAUUCAUUCUUGCCGAUUCCUCUGUGUAGACAAUCGAAUCGUGGUGGGCCCAACUAAAUGUGUAAAGGUUGUGGAGCAUUUAAUUAACUGUCAUUGGUCAUGUGAAGGAACUAGUAACAAUAAUUACAUUGGUCCUCAUGAUUCAGAUAAUACAAACAGUGAAUUCCCCUAAUCUGAAUAGUGGACACCAGAUUGAAAUUCAUUUAUUUAAAUGUAACAUGUAAAAACACUCAUGUAGGAAAUUAUCAAAAGCAACGUGUGUUUCGUCUCCUGCUCAGCAACAUCUAACAAACUAUGCGGUCCUCAUGCCGAAACGUACAUUGAAAAAGCUUUGUAUUAUGUUACACAUUGCAAAGUGAUUCUCUGUUCGAACCCCGCCCGUGUGCCGCGAGUGUUUUUCCAGUGGAGGCAACGUGCUUGAAACAGGAGAUGAUGCCCCCCCCCCUUCCUCCUCUCCCUCACCCCCACAAUGGGUUAUCAGGGACUCUGUAGCCACAACUAGUGCAGGCUUUUGGCCUCUUUCCAGGUAAACUAAAAAUAAACUUUCUUAUUUUACCAGGUAAGGCCCCCUGAGCUGCUAUGUUUCGCUUUCAGAAGCGACCUGGCUAUCACAAACGAUAGCAGCCCAACGUCGUGGGCUUAUCGUCGCUUGAAUAUCUUUAGCAGCGGCCAAUUGCUCUUUAAACGCGUGGAUGUUGACUUAAUGUGGAGGGAAAAACCGGAGGACCCGGAGAACAAUCCAGACGGCCGCAGGGAGAACAGGCGUCGGGGUCCAUGACCUCUGUAUAAACCAGGCAAGGGAGAUAGUCUCGCCACUGUGGCUCUCCAAAUUUAGCUAUGCGACAUCCAUCCAAUGUUUGUGUGAACUUUCACGCACCGUACAUAGCCGACCAUACGAAUUAAUUGGGAGAUCCGAUGUUUUACUCUCUGCCGCGCUAAAAUCCGUCUUGUCGCUCCGCUUUUUUGAGCGUCGAGCUGGGUUGCAGUCAUCGGCGAAUCUCUUGCAGUUUUUAGUUCACGCCGGCGAGUAAUUUGUGUCUGUCGUUAACUUUUAAGCCCCAUUCACGUCUUUGGAGUAGUUGACGGGUCGCUCUGCGUCCCCUUUAACGUUUUGAAAACAUUGACGGCGUUAAAGGUGGUUAUGUGUCGCGGCCGCUGAUUGCGGUUGUCCAAUAUCUCCAGUUUUAAUUAAUGCCUCGGACUUAGUGUAAAGCGACGGACUUUUUUUUAACACGCUGUGUUGCAUAUUUAGAUCAUUGUUAACCGAAGUUCCAUGCUUAUUGAAUGCAUUUUGAUGCCAUUUUGUAGAACCAUUGACAUGUUGGCGUUAUUUUCAGACGUUUUGAUGACUAAUUUCUCGACAAUGUCAUUGUGCUUUGAGUAUAAUGCCAUGCUUGUGACUGAUUAAAAGUGGUAGUAGUUUGCUUAAUAGUUUGAAUUAGUGACAGUAUUGUUUUGCGUGCAAUUAAUUGAGCAAAAUGCUAUAGUUUUUGUGCAUUUUUACGUACCACUGCUUGCAUUAAUUAGCCCUUUUGUAUAAAGUGUCUUGCCCAGUCAAUUUUACAUUAGAUAUAUUCACAUUUAAUAUUACCUAGUUAUUGCUGAAGUCAACAGUGUAUCAAUGCUUUGAUUACUAACUAGAGUCUUUAUUUUCUGUUUUUAUUUCGUGUUUUUUUUAGGGAGGUGAGUAUCAUAGCUUGAUUUACCCCCCACAGUGUUUAAAUUUGGUAACAAAGGCCACCUAAUGCUUUUGUUUAUGUGCUCUUAAAUUGAUGACAUGCAUUCGAUAAUUUGCUGUUUUAAUGCAGGACAGUUUUUGAAACGUAUGCAUGUGCACUUAAAAUUUCAGAUUUUGUUUACAAUAUUUUGGAAUCCUGUUCAUUUUUCAAUAUAAUGAAUGCAUAUAUACAGCAUGAAGUGCAAUCAUAGUUACUAUGUAUGCUUUCUCUUCUCCGGAGAGUUUAAUUUUGACGAAUGUAAUAUUUUCCAAAGUCUUUCAAAUGCAUAGUGCUAAUUUUGUGAGAACAGUAGUACGUUGUUUCAAUGCCUAUGAAAGUAGAUAUUGUUACACUAGAGAAAUGCUGUCGUCAGCGGAAAUCGUACAGAUUAGUUUAAUGCUGUUGCCUGUGAUCGGUGUAAGUAAAACAUUUUUACGCAACGUAUAUCUUAAAGAAAAGUCGAAUUCCAGUAACUGCAUAUUUUUUUGCGUCAGUACAAUUCCUCUCAAUUGGUCUCUUCAAUUCCAUUUUUAGGCUGUUUUCUCAAGUUUCUCUCAAGGUGAGUUGUGGUCACCUGGUUGACGUUUUUUGUUAACAAAUGUUAGCUUGUAAUCAUUUGCCGUCACGCAGCGUAUGACUUGAUAAACGGUUUUGCCGUGACGUCAGCCGAUGGUGCUGUGUCUCAUGCCAUUGCCUAAGUGGUCUGUGCGGCCAAAGACAACUGAAAUUGCUACGUUUCAGUUUGACGCCAAGUCGAAACGCUUUUAACGUAUUUCAGAGAGAUGUUUUUCUUAGAUCUUGUCCAGUUUUGUUGAUUUACCUUUGAGCCACCUAUGCGUCAAGGUGAGAAUGAUGUGUGCCGUUAAAAGCAUGACCGCUCGGUUGAGCAUAGUUACUCUCGUUAAGUUUCGGCAGGUCGUGUUUUGAUGUCCUGCAAUUUAACGUCACGUUAGAAUAUCGCCGUUUUGCCGAUGUUACCGUAGAGACUGCAAAAGCGUUGCUUUUCACGUGCGCCAAGUACAAAGAGGUUUUUUUGUUUGUUAAAUUUAAUCGAAAAUUUUAAGAUCGCUCAUCGUUGUGAAUGCAUAUGAGCGGUGUUGGCUUGUUCCCCCUCUCCCCCCCCCCCAAACCCUCCGCAUUGCUCUUAAAAAAAAGAACCUGGUUCAAUUAACGAGCAUUUUAAAGCAAGUGAUAAAGAGUGGCUUCGGGUCAGCGUGGUGAUUGGUGGUGGUGGUGGUGCUGCUGUGGUGUCGAGUCGCGAUGGCACAGCGAGCGUUGUUGUUCUGGCACAGAUGUUGCAGUAGCUUUCCAAUCUUGGAGCCGUCCCCCCCCCCCAUAGGGAGUUCUGUGAGUAUGGACUCGACAAAAUGUCAAUUUGCAAAUCUGUGAAAAAAAGUUAAUCGUCACAAUCGUGCAUUUCUAACACCGCCGCCUUAAUGUUUAUGCCGCAUCGUCGUAACAGUGUGCAUUGAAUCUUGCCGUUGUAGUCUAUGUAGUGUAUCUUUUAACAGUUGCAAUUAUCCAGUGACUAAUUGAACAUUUAAUAUCUGUAAUGUAUGAUUCUAAAAAAAGUCUUUGCAGUUACAAUGUGCAAUACAGCUGUUGCCAUUUUUACGUAUUAUUGAAGUUCUGUUGCAGUAUUUUCCAAUUAAUUGCGCUGAUUUUAUAUUUUAUGCUUGUCUUAAGUAUAUAAAAUGUUAGAUCUUCAAAGUAAUGUCCAGUUCUUUCCGGUUUAAAAUAUCUUGUUAGUCUAGAAAAUGCUAACUUUCCACAGCAAAUAUGUUUUUAAUAUGCUUACAGUAAUGCAAGUGUUUAUUUUUUAUCAAUGUUAUUUGUAGUGUUUAUUUUAAAAAAAUAACUAUUGACAAAUGCCUUGUGCAUAUACGCCCCCGAAAAGUUGGUAAACGGAAAAAAAAGUUGUGAUUAUUUCUUCCUUAACUACUGUGUGCAUUUCAAUGCCUCCUCCUCCUUUCCCCAAGCCCUCGUACCCCAGGGGGACCAAUCCCACGUGCCCAACAAGUUAGUAAUUGUCAGUGCUUGGCAUAUGCAUUGCCCGGUUCUCUUUGAGUUUUAAAUGUGCCAGUUAACAAAAUUAAUUGGAAUUUUACAACCAAAAUUGAUAGCAGUCUUUCUGGCUGCGACCUGUUCUGUUCGUGUCUGCGAGUUUUUUUUUUAAACUUGGCGGAGAUUGUUAAUUUUGCAGUUUAAAAGCAAUGAAUCGUUUGCAUUUGUGCUACUGGAUUGAAAGUCUUAAUGUUUAUUUAGUUUCACAGUGCUUUUGAAACUCCUCGCAGAGCUAGAGCCAUUUUAACGUCUUUUAAGUUGCGUUAAUAGUUUGAUGUAGUGUGUGCAUGUUGAGCUAUGGGUAUUUGGUUGGAUAUUUCACAUUGCAGUAUUUUAAGUUUUUGUCAUACAUGAUGUGUAUACAUGUGUAAUAUAUACGUGUGUGUGUGCUACCAGUAAGUGCAAGUUUUGACAGAUGCGCCAUACUUUUGUACCGACCGAAAGCGAAAUAGUGGCCGGGGCAGCAGCUGCUGCUAUCAUGUUCAAAACGCCCUUUGACAUUCCCUUCUCGUGCCUUAGACUAACGCCGUUUUAACAAGCGAGAUCCUCGGGCAACGCGGCACGGGGAAUUUCGCGACGCGUGUAAGUAAACGCGUAGCUUCAGCGGGUCUCUCCCAACCACGCCCCUCCAGGAGGUGGCCACGGCCAAUUCGGUUCCGUCACUUGCCGCACCUCGGCUUGUGAAGGGCAAACUCGCUCUUGGUUUCUGGUCACCACCAUAUCGGGCUUUAAGGCUCCCCCCCCCCCCCGCCCGUCAUCCCCGUGGUUGACAAUGGUCUGGGCACCACUCCAAUGCUUAGUCUCCGAGCUGCCCGUAUAUUUUUUCAAAGUGGAAUCGUGAAUACGGAGCCACACACAAGAAGAAGACCCCCUUUGGUUUACAGUGGAGUGUUAGUAUCAUCAUCACCACCUCGUUUUCUCUCCCAUGCGUUUUCAGGUUUUAUCGGCACUAUCUCCCGACGCUUGUUUCUCUCUGCACGCUUGGGCAGCUCCUCCUUUUGAAAUUGAAUGACUGAUAAGGCUCCCAUUGCGCGCUGAGUGAAAUCUCGGUGCCGAACUCCAAAAAGCAUCGAUAGCUAUACAGCACAACCCAUGGGAGCCUACGUGGCACAGCAGCAGCAUUAGAGAUUUCACAACGCACAGGUGUUGCAGCAUUGCAUGUACACAGCUCAAAGGAGAAUUGCUUGCGGCCGUGUCAUUUUCGAUCACCAACAACGUGCGGCCAUUCCAACCGCACAGCAGUGACACACAGCUGUAGACCGGUUGUUUUCAUAAGGACUCGUACGGUAAAGGCCAUCGGAUGUUCCCCGAUUGCCAUAUAUGUAUAUGCCACUGGAAGCAUCGCGUGGAGAGGGCUUGUCUUUACACCAUUGGGGGUGGGGGGGGUGGGACCAUUACCACUGCCAGUGAAUGAUGUUAGGCACCUACCUGCCUUGGCAGCAUGGUUUGGUGCCUUUAUAGUGAUAUGCUUAUACAGCAAGCUUGCCGACAGGCUAAUAUAACCAUUUGUGCGGCAGCAUUUUCCUCUGGAAAGGUGCGGUGUAGUUUUAUUCUGUGGCGGUGUGGGAUUUUUCUCGGCACACAAAUGAAAAACUCUCUAAAAAGAGAGAAUUGGCAGCAGCCUCACAAAGUAUAAAGGCGUUUUUUGGCACCUUUUAAGGGUCCAACUGCAUCACCGAUGACUGCAAAGACAAAGAUCCCCCCCCUGUAUAACCUAAACAGACUGACGGGGCAAGUGCUGUUAGCGAGGAGCAGUAGCUGUGAAGCUUGGCAUGGGUACACUGAUGGGUGGGUGCCCAGCAACCACGCCCGACCACGUUUCUCCAGUGGCGAUGUUUGCUACACACCGCAUCGGGUACUCAUUUGAGGCCGAGUCUCGACCUAGGGGAGGUCCUGGGCCGGUUCAUAUUAUCGUCGCUGAUGUUGGCUAUGAGCGUGAAUCGAACCCAGGUUACCGGCUUCGUAGCACCGUGUGCUUACCGCUACACCACAACCACUUCCCAUACCCAUUAUUGCACACGCAGACGCGUGCAUAAAACAUAUCUUUAAAAAAAAACUCGAGCGUGGAAAUUAGACUGAGGGGUCCAUGUAUCCUGCGUCCACUGGUGGAUCUUUCACUAUCCUGUAGCAGGAGACCAAAAUCACUUCAUGCGAACCAAAAUUCCCACAGCGACACAAAUUAUCCACCAAGCCAAUGCAAUCCUCGGCGGAGUCACCUUCACUUGCGUAUGGCCACUGCGCCCAUUUGUUUGUUGUAAAUGCAGUUCCAGCCCAGUGAGGUGUACACAGUCUGUUCUAUAACGCCACGUGUCAUUUUCAUAACGCAAAUUGGAUAUAGACAAUGUGAUGAAUGUAAUUGGGGAACACGGUUUUUGUAACACGGAUGCGAAUUGGAUAUAUAACGCAAUCUGAGCUAACGGAACCACGUCGCGCAAGUAUAAAUAAGUGGCCGUGCAGCGGCUGCCUUGGGGUAGCAUCAUCGCAGGAGACAUAGGGAUACUGCUGGAUACAUCUAGAUUCUCCCCACCGGGCGCCCGCUUUACCCCCUAUAUUAUCACAAUAUUUUUCCGGUGUUCUUCAGGUACAUAACCACCGCCACGUUAUAGGAGAAUAACGGUGUUUUGGGUUAGAUUGCACAAGUAUUUUUGUGUCAUUAACCCACCGCUACCCAGCAGCCCAUUAGUAAGUUUUGUCAUGUAAACAAAGUUAACUACAGCCCACCGGUGUGUUUGGGAGUAAAUCGACAACGUUGUCUAGACCAACAUUUUAACUCGCCGUAAUUAAUUAACCCCCGUGACGGUUCUAAAACACAAGAAAGGUAAGCUCGUGAGUGUGCGCGCUAGCGUCAUACGUAAAACUGAACGAUUGUGAGACAUUACCUGCAAAUUACUGAAUUAAAAUCUACUUAGCGCCCCCACCCCCUCUCUCCACCCCCUACUGGCAGACAAUAUCCAUCUGUGAACAACGCCUUGUCUUAUAAAAAUGGCGCAAAUGCCAAAUGUACCUAAUUAUUAUUUGUGCCGAUUACACUUAAGCGGUGGUUAAUUAGGUUUCGCGAGAGAGAGAGAAAACGCAUUUCACGUCAUGGUAUGGGCCUAAAAAUCCCAAAGCUGAAACGUAUCCACAGGUAACUCUGUUACACAGCAACCAUCGCUCCCUUAUUGCAACAAAAACAAACCUGGAAGGACCCCCCUGACAAUGAGAAAAAAACCGUAUUUAUCUUAAAUGUAAUAAGACCUCCACUCAAAGGGCUAUUGAAACAUUUUACACUAAAAUAAAAUGCAAAUAAUUCAAUGUCUUUGCAGUAAUAAAAUCACCUCUUAAACACACCGAGCCCCCCCCCCCCCCCAUAGCGUGCCAAAUCACUGCCAGCAAGGCAUUCCAAAUCUUUUGGGGGAGCUCUCGGGAAGCCCCCCCCCGCCCCCCCAGGGUCGAGCGCAAGAGCUGAGGCUGGGAGAGUAGUACGGCCUGCUCUGAAGAGCGGUGAAGCUUUCCUUGGGUAAACUAGCGGUAGAAUAAUUAUCACUCGCGGUGGUAAAUGCACCUUGGAUGAACGUUGGAAGUUCUCUUUCCCGCAUUACGCGAUUCCACCCUUGCACGGUUACUUCAUCGCCUCGUCUACCUCCAGUGGAACUUUAUCUCCCACUCGCCCUCCCCACUUUUAAGUGUUUCUGCAUUGUCUGUGUGAGACCAACAGGACUGUUCCUUUAUUUUUUGAGUCUGCAGGUCGGCUUGUGGAAGUAUUUGUGUGUAGCGUCAACUAUGUCCUUCCCGCUUCUACACUUGCCAACACAACUUUUAUUGCCACUUUAAAAAAACAAAAUGACUUCAAUUUUGAAAUGCUUAGGAGUCAUUGGGGGUAAAAAAAAACCAAAGUUUUUGCCCAGAAACGCUCAUGUACAAGGUUGGUGGAAUACAUACAAAUAUUUCGAGAUAACUGCAGUUAAAAUUAUUUAAAUGCAUGAACACAAUUUCAAACAAGUCGCGCAACACUUUUGCGUUUACGUUAUUUUAUCCAAAAUUGUUAAAGGGAUGAGUCGUAUACACGAUGGCAUGUUAACAAAAAAUGCUGACUGAAAUUUUUCCGUUUGAUAUUGAUCACCGAAUUUCAAUUUAUAAAGUUGCAUUUGAAGUGAAUAUGGAUAACUGCACAAAUAUGGACAGUGUUAGGAAGUCCUUUUACGAUAUCAUUUACUCGCAGCUUUACCAGUUAAUUGAACACGUUGGCUGAAUUUGAAUGUUUCGAGUCUUAAAUGCAAUAAUUCAAAUGCUUAAAUGAACUAACUGCCUAGGACAUGGAAAUCAUUCUCCUUUGUAUGUCUGUCCAUGUGUGAAAUCAAUAAAUUGGGGACCGACGAUUA
Petromyzon marinus (sea lamprey) is the source of this 13081-nucleotide messenger RNA. RefSeq names its product far upstream element-binding protein 1-like. Gene Ontology annotation, molecular function: RNA binding. Lineage: Eukaryota; Metazoa; Chordata; Hyperoartia; Petromyzontiformes; Petromyzontidae. The record is from RefSeq and is a predicted model, not a curated record. Gene Ontology annotation, biological process: regulation of DNA-templated transcription.